GGCUGAACAGGGAGCUGGGCCCGGAGCUCCAUCCCAGGACCCUGACACCAUGACCUGAGCCGAAGACAAAUGCUUGGCCGAUUGAGCCACCCAGGUGCCCCUGCCGUGUCAUCUUUCAAAACACCUCAUUUUCCUCUGCCCUUCGGGAGACUGUAACAUCCUGCAGGUGUAAGUCUGAGAUCUUUACUGAUUUCUCCUCCGGUUACAACAAGCAGUGAUUCUUGUAUUUCUGAUGAAGUCUCAGGAUCUAGACACCAGGAGAUUAUAACAUCCUGCUGUUCAGUCUCGGAGGGCUUUGCUGAGUGUUCUUCCUCCAUAAGCAGUGAUUCCAGCAUCUCUGACCUCAGGAUCCGGACUUGGUGGAGAACUUCAGCAAGGUUCAGCCACACCUGGAGAUGGAGGGUGAGUACAAGAAGAUUAUUCUGCUGAAAGGACUGGAGCCCAUCAAUGACUACCAGUUUAGCAUAGUCAAGUCCGUACUGGCCCGCGAUUUGGGACUGACCGCAAACAUGCAAAAAGAAUAUAACAAGGUCAAGAUUGCCGACCUGAUGGAAAAGAAGUUCCCAGGGGUUGCCUGUGUGAACAAGCUAAUAGACCUGUUCAAGGAAAUGCAAGAUUGUGAAGACAUUGUUAUAAAUCUUCGAAAUGGAAAGAGAAAAGUUAUGAGGCAAAGCAGAGGAAAAGAAACAAUACCUAUGAAGAAAAUAAAGCCGGGUGCAUCCAGCACUGAGGAAUCCACAUCUACCGCAGACGGGGCUUCGGGAUCAGUCCAUGAUACACCUGAGUCCAAGAAACAGAAAAGCAAAACCACACCAAAAGGUGGAAAGAAGAAGGUGCAGCCAACCCAGCAACAGAGUCAGCUUCCAGAACCUUCUGCAACAAGUACCCAGUCAUCUGGGAGCUCCCUUCAGGGUCCUCAGCAGCCUCCAGCAACCCCAUGCAGCAGUGGCUCCACCAAGAAGAAUCCUGCUGGUGCCCUGAAACCUCCUUGGAGCACAACCACCCCAGGGAGGCUCAUCUGCUCCCUCAGCCACUCACUUCUCCUCUGGGGUCCGUCCACCUGCAUGGGGAGCCUACAAAAGAACGGCAGAGGCGCCGAUGAGCUGAAGGACACUUUCAAGAGGAUGAGCAUAUCCUUGGAGCCCACGCAGCCGCCCAGGCCGCCCCGGAGCAGCGGGCUCGCAGCCCAGCCCUGCGUCCCCAGCUCACACCUGCCCGCGGCAGCUCCCGCCAGCCUCGCCUCGGUCAAGAAACCAAGAUUGAAGGCUAUACCUAGAGAAGCUGCCAGAGAGGAGGGUGUCCAGAAGGGUCCCAAGAAAGUGAUGGUGCUGAAAGCAACAGAGCCAUUUGUAUAUGAUACCAUGGAGCCGGGGAAAAAGAUGUUCCAUGCCACUGUAGCUACUGAGAGCCAAUUCUUCCAAGUGAAGGUUUUCCAGGUCAACCUGAAGGAAAAGUUCGUCUCAAAGAACAUCAUCACCAUAUCAGAUUAUGUUGGUCGCAAUGGGUUUCUGGAGGUGUACGAUGCCUCUUCUGUGUCUGAAGUCAGCGCUGACCAAAAGAUGGAGGUCUCAAGCGGACUGAUCCAAAAGGCAAAUGCAACUCCAAAAAUCCGUGAUCUUUACUUGCAAAAGCCAGGAACGUUUGUGAAUGGGAUAUAUGAGGUGCACAAGAAAAACGUGUUAAAUGAACAGAUCAUUUCGUAUGAGAUACAAGACAAUACAGGGAAGAUGGAGGUCUGGGUGUAUGGACGCCUGACCGAAGUCGACUGUGAGGAAGGCGAUAAACUCAGACUUACCUGCUUUGAACUAAGUGACAAUGUGAAGAAGCUGAGAUCUGUAAUUCACAGUUUCAUGAAGGUCAUCAAGUCCAGGAAGAACAAGAAACAACCACUCGAUCCUGAUUCACAUAUGGAAACCUCACCAUGAUGUCCUUCUAAGAACAUCAACAAUGGAUGGCAUCAACAAUGAUCUCUAUGGAGAUAAAAUCUAAGUUCAGAGGGAAAAAAAAAUAUAUAUAUAUACAUGAGAGAAAUUCAGCGAUAGAUAUACCAUCUAUCAAUUCUAAGGAAUAGAGUGGUCAUGGGUAGUUUUUAUUUUCUUUUUUAUACUUUGCUGUGCCAUCCUAAUACCAUAUUUUGCAUGUAUCGUUUUCAUAAUUUGGAAAAAAAUAAUAAACAUUUUUUCCUAAAAGAGUGCUAUAA
Molecule: messenger RNA, 2200 nt
Organism: Canis lupus familiaris (dog)
Lineage: Eukaryota; Metazoa; Chordata; Mammalia; Carnivora; Canidae
Product: myeloid cell nuclear differentiation antigen
Exons: 10
Coding region: 396-1925 (509 amino acids)
Biological process (GO): activation of innate immune response; cellular response to interferon-beta
Molecular function (GO): double-stranded DNA binding
Source: RefSeq, a predicted model, not a curated record